CUCUUUCACACGUUCCUAUAAUUGAACUACAAAAAGCACUCCAUCGGAGCCUUCACAUUUUCAUUGAAGUACUCGCGAAGUAUAACACGUAUUUUACCCGUUUCGUGUUCGUUUCGUUUAUUUAUUAAGUGAAAUAACAGAAUAUUGUGGAAAAUAUGGCACCUAUAGGUUGCGGAGUCCCUUGUUGGCCUAAACGUAAGACCAACUCUAUUGCACCCACUGAAAGUAUGACUCCAGAUGGGACUUUUGACUAUGAUUUGGCGGUCAUUGGUGGUGGGUCCGGAGGCCUGGCAUGCGCCAAGGAGGCUGUGAACCUCGGGGGGAAGGUGGCGGUCCUGGACUUUGUGACCCCAUCGCCGCUGGGAACAAAAUGGGGCCUGGGUGGCACAUGCGUCAACGUUGGGUGCAUACCGAAGAAGCUGAUGCACCAGGCUGCAUUAUUAGGAGAAAGCAUUCAUGAAGCAGUAUCAUACGGCUGGCAAGUCCCAGACUUGAACGCCAUCAAAAUCGACUGGAGCGCCCUCACCGAGUCCGUCCAGAACCACAUCAAGUCCGUCAACUGGGUCACCAGGGUGGACUUGCGGGAUAAGAAGAUCGAGUACAUCAAUGGACUUGGAGAGUUCAAGGACCCGCACACGCUAAUAGCGACGCUGAAGAACGGCACGAAGAAGGAGUUGACGGCGCGCAACAUCGUGAUCGCGGUGGGCGGGCGGCCGCACUACCCCGACGUGCCGGGCGGCCUGGAGUACUGCAUCAGCUCCGACGACAUCUUCAGCCUGUCCCACCCGCCCGGCAAGACGCUCGUUGUUGGCGCUGGAUACAUCGGGCUCGAGUGCGCCGGCUUCCUCAACUCGCUCGGCUACUCGGCCUCCGUGCUCGUCCGCUCCGUGCCUCUCCGUGGGUUCGACCAGCAGAUGGCCGGCAUGGUGGUCGCCGAGAUGGAACAGCGAGGAGUUACCUUCCAUCACAGGACCAUCCCUCUGGCGGUGGAGAAGCUAGAGAAUGGGCAGCUGAAGGCGCGCUGGGUCAACACCGAGACUAAACAAGAGGGCGAGGAUGUUUUCGAUACGGUUCUGAUUGCCACUGGUCGCUACGCGCUCACCAAACAGCUCAACUUAAAAGCCGCUGGUAUCACGACGUUAUCACCGAACGGCAAGAUCAUCGCCGACCACGAACAGACCAACGUCCCGCACAUCUACGCGGUGGGCGACGUACUGGAAGGCCGUCCUGAACUCACGCCCGUCGCCAUACACGCCGGUCGGCUGCUGGCUAGGAGGGUGUUCGCUAACGGCACGCAACAUAUGGACUACGAGAAUGUUGCUACUACGGUGUUCACGCCUUUGGAGUAUGGAUGCGUUGGGCUCAGUGAGGAGGCAGCCCUACAGAGACACGGCGCGGACAACAUCGAAGUGUACCACGCGUUCUACAAGCCCACGGAGUUCUUCAUCCCGCAGCGCAACAUCCGCAACUGCUACCUCAAGGCCGUCGCCCUCCGCGAGGCGCCGCAGCGGAUCCUGGGACUGCACUUCGUGGGACCCGUCGCUGGGGAGGUUAUUCAGGGCUUCGCGGCCGCCAUUAAAUGCGGCAUCACAAUGGAGCAGCUGAUGAACACGGUGGGCAUCCACCCCACCGUGGCCGAGGAGUUCACCCGCCUCAACAUCACCAAGCGCUCCGGCAAGGACCCCAACCCCGCCUCCUGCUGCAGCUAGAGCGGGACCACAACGUUGCAGACAGGGACGGACGACAUACACACACACACACACACACACGAGCGAUAUCGAUAUACAUCACACUCACUUCGACGGCAAACCGUGUCGCAAAUGGGGGUGACCUAUUAAAACCUCGUAAUAUUUUUCGUCUGAUGUUUCGUUAGACCGAACACGUUUUGUCUAAAAUCGCCGGUAUCAGAAGGGUCACUAUCUAACCUAAUUGCUUCUAAAAAAAUUGGAUUUUGAAUAAAACGCGUUCGGUCAAAUGAAACACGCACACGAUCGAUAAGAAACAAAAUAUGUCUUUUCUGUUCCCGAAAAUUAUGGAUUCUGGAACUUGGUUCCCGGCUGUGACUUAUAUUGUUUGCGAUUCGAAAUUCGAAAAUUAUAAUACUUGUUUUACCAAUAUUUUCGGGAAUAUAAAAGGCAAAUUUCAUACUAUCUAAUUUGAAUCUGUGUAUAAUAUCCGGUUUUAUUUAGUCCGAUUUUAAUCAAAUUGGAGACAAGCGAUAGCGGUUAUACCAUUCAGUUUUAAAUUUGAAAUUCAAAACAGAAUUUCAACAGGAUUAGAUCACAUCCGUUAAUCUACGUUCAAAUAUAAAUCAUGAUUUGUUAGCUCAGAAAUUUGGCGCAAUGUAUGUUGUAUUUGAUAGGCUUACGCUGGAUUCAAACAUUAAAUGUUAGAUCAUUGUUGUAACAUAGGUAUUGUGAUGGAAUUGUUUUGUAUUUGAAUCUGUUUAGCACUUUCACAGUUUUAUGUAAAAUCUUAUCUAUAAUCUAUGUCUCACUUGAGACCCAUAUUUAUUUAUGAACUCCAGACUGUGAAAGUGUUAGAAUUGUUAUUUGUUGAACAGGGAUUUCGGUUUGGGCUGCGCUACUUACACACAUACUUAUAAAAUACCUGUCAUGAAUAAGGAAUUUAAUAUCCAAAAUUUCAAAACAUGGGAAUCUUCCCCAAUGAUAUUAUUAAUUUAAUCGAUGCUCGAAUGAAUACCAUUGCACAUAAAGUCUUGCCUUGUAUAAAGACGAUUUAGGGUGAAUUUUUAAACUUUGAGCGGUCAAAAAUCUUAGAAUACACCCUGUAGCAAAAUUCAAUUGUAAAAUAUAUUGUAGUUAGAAAACUUGCACAAUUAUUUAUUAUGAAAUGAAUUUAUCCAUUUGUCUGGUGCGAUAUAGCGUAACUAAGAAGAUUCUACCUUGAAAAACUAGACGGCAUGGAUCUUUCUUUUCUUAUGCGGUGACUAUAGCACUCUUCAAAACCUGAGAUGUUUCGACAAUAGUUUUGGCUUUAUGAAAUAUUCCACUAGUGAGAACAAAUUUUACUAAUAAGUAAUAAUAUUAUCGCUGCCGCAAACUUUAUGUAUCAUUUCAUUUAAUGUCGAGCCUCACCACUCUUACUAUUGUGAUACUGUUAACUGUCUGCAUCAAAUAUGUUGAUACAACAUCAUAUCUAGGUAGUCAUCAUAUUAGGUGAAAUUUGACCAAGUAUAAUAAACUAAUAGUUAAGCUCUGGUUUCCUAAGAUAACGGUGCGGUCAUAUAGCGGCCGUCUCCGUACAAAAUACUACACCAUCCAUAUUUAGCCAUAUAAUUUUGUAUGGAGACGGCCGCUAUAUGACGGCACCGCUAUCCUAGGAAAACAGAGCUUUAAAGGGUUUUUUUUUGUAAAUUGAUGUAUUUGAUGACGACACUAACAUGUAUAUCCUAAGCUUUUCUUAUCUAUGGUAAUAGAAAUAAAACUAGUUGAUUACAGCCAUUUUAUUGAUAUUACUUAAACAGUAUUAUACUUUAAUACAAUAUCACUAAUUGUUUACCACGAUGCGAGGCUGCACAUUCCGCAUAAGACGUAUUAAAUCAGUUGAUGUUAUUUUACAUUUGUAUAUGAUUGUACUCUUUUAAUAAAGUGAUAUAUUUUUAUUGAA
This is a messenger RNA of Cydia splendana, 3630 nucleotides long. It is a transcript of the gene Trxr1, whose product is annotated as thioredoxin reductase 1, mitochondrial. The transcript has 10 exons. NCBI's taxonomy places the organism in Eukaryota, Metazoa, Arthropoda, Insecta, Lepidoptera, Tortricidae. Gene Ontology annotation, molecular function: flavin adenine dinucleotide binding; thioredoxin-disulfide reductase (NADPH) activity; glutathione-disulfide reductase (NADPH) activity. The record is from RefSeq and is a predicted model, not a curated record. Gene Ontology annotation, cellular component: mitochondrion; cytosol. Bases 156 to 1709 code for a protein of 517 amino acids. Gene Ontology annotation, biological process: cellular response to oxidative stress; glutathione metabolic process; cell redox homeostasis.